Molecule: messenger RNA, 294 nt
Organism: Myotis brandtii (Brandt's bat)
Lineage: Eukaryota; Metazoa; Chordata; Mammalia; Chiroptera; Vespertilionidae
Product: mitochondrial import receptor subunit TOM5 homolog
Exons: 1
Coding region: 7-162 (51 amino acids)
Cellular component (GO): mitochondrial outer membrane translocase complex
Source: RefSeq, a predicted model, not a curated record
GCCGCAAUGUUCCAUAUCGAGGGCCUCGCGCCGAAGCUGGACCCCAAGGAGAUGAAACGGAAGAUGCGCGAGGAUGUGAUCUCCUCCAUACGGAACUUCCUCAUCUAUGUAGCCCUGCUGCGAGUCACUCUUUUUAUCUUAAAGAAAUUGGACAGCAUAUAAAGAUUGGACAUUAUAUGUGAAUGCAUGAUGUGAAGAACCUGGUUACAGUUUCUACUCUGCAAAUGAAUAGGCCCAGAAAGAUGUAAGAGACUCUGCUUGAAUGGACAUAAAAUUUCUACUUGUUAAGAACAA